AUGUUUCAAAGAUGGUUUGAGAUUUACGUGCCGAUUCUGCAGGGCCCUGGAACGUGUGAUCACAAUGCUGCAGAGAGGGUAAUAAACAUUGUGACAUCCCUGCCCUUCUUUGCGCUUGGCUGGCAGGCAUACAGGCAGGCGAAGUCAGAUGAGAGCAGGUUAUGGGGGGCAUCCAUAAUGGGUGUGGGAGCUGGUGCUGUGGCAUUUCAUGCUAGCUCAGGAGAUGCCCGACACUGGGGCCGGAAGCUUGAUUACUGGGUGAUCUCCCUUUCGACUGCGGCAUUGACAAGGGCGGUGUACCCAAAGGUGUCUGCACACAAGACAGCGGCCUCUCUUUUGCUGACUCCAAUGCAGCCUCUGGCAGUGACAUCGCUCAACGCUGCAGCGAUGGAGCUGGAAUUCUUGAAGCAGGCACGGAAGAACACGAAGCUCAGGAAUGCGCACAGGGUGCACAUGGCUACUACUGUUCUGGGGGCAGGAUGUUUUGUACUGGAGGACUUCAUGCCGACUCUGCCACUGAUCCACUCUGUGUGGCACGGCCUAUCUGCUGUGGCGCUUCAGACAACAAAUGCUCUAGUCGCCGAUGCUGACAGGAGGAGAUUGCAAGCCACUGCCGAGGGCGUUUGA
Coccomyxa subellipsoidea C-169 is the source of this 627-nucleotide messenger RNA. RefSeq lists its product as hypothetical. The record is from RefSeq and is a predicted model, not a curated record. The transcript is spliced from 4 exons. The coding region runs from base 1 to 627 and encodes 208 amino acids. Lineage: Eukaryota; Viridiplantae; Chlorophyta; Trebouxiophyceae; Coccomyxaceae.